CCCUAUUCUGCGAACUCUGAACAUGUUCAUAGGUGAUAGCUCAUUUGUGUGAAGCCUUUUUUCAUGAAAAUGACCUACACCAAGUUUAUAUCUUUUUUCUCAUAACCUUUUCACAUAUGACGGCUAUGUGCGCAAGAAUUACAACAUUUUGAUUUUUUUGAAUUUUUUAAAAACAUUUGAACUUGAUUUCGACAAAUCACUUCAGAAAAUAAUUUUUCAAAAAAACGCCCAUAUACCGAGUUUAUAUUUUUUUUAUGGUAACUAGGUCUCAUAAACGGACGAACUACGUUUUUUUAUAUUUUUGUGAUUUUUUUUAAUUUAGUUAUGGCCAUUUGAAAUCUGGUCAAACCCUAAUAACCCCGUUGACUGGCUCAUAACCCCGCAGAAAUGCUCCAAACCCUAGCGUCGAACGUCCACCGUCGGAUCCUACCAAGCGCCAAACACCACCCGUCAGAUGUGGGAGCAGGCAUGCGUGAUCCGCGUGACGCUGGUUUUGCAUCCUGAUUGGCUACUGCACUGUCCUUCUCGGGUUUUUACGAUCUGCCCCACUUUACAUAUGAAAUUGUAUUUUUCGCACAUGACCACCACAUGUCAGUGUUAAGAGUUGGUUCAAAUAUUCAAACUGCAAAAUACAAUGUGGCAGAUCGUCAAUAUAGCUUCCCCUUCUCCAUCUGACAGACAAAGGCAUCGAGCAGAUCUCGAGCAGUUCCUCUGUUUCUUUCCACAUCUUUUCGUUCUUCUUCCUCUCGAGCAAUUCCUCUAUUUCUUCCUCUCCGGUGAUAUGUCGACCUCCUCGUCAGCCCCCCGUUCCACGUGGCCGGUGUAUGGUCCAGUGCCGAUGACUCGAUGCACUGACUGCCCACGGACUGCGCCACUGAAGCGGUUGACUUCGAAGGAGGAGAAGAAAGGGAACUUUGGGCGCGAGUUCGUCAAAUGCGAGAGCAAGCCGGAGGGGCAGAUCGUGAAGAAAUGCCACCAUUUCGAGUGGAUGGAUGAUUACAUCCAGAGGCUUCAAGGGUUGGGCUUGCUGGAUUCGAGGGGGAAUGCAAUCCGCGAGUUCAAUCUGCCCCAUGACAGUGCUGCUCCGGCAGCAGCAGCGCGUCCGGAAUACCCAACGGUGGUAGAUGUCGAACUGAAGACGGAAUUGAAGAAGAUGAACAAGAACUUCAAGCAGCUGAUUGAGUUGAAGAAGCAAUCCAAUCUGAUAGCUUUAGGAAUACUUGCUCUAGGAAUUUUUUACUUGAUGGCCAUCUCUCGUUAGAGAUGUUUGUCUACUAUUGUUGCCACUGUUUAGCAAUCCAAGUCUGUUUAUCUCAAAUGCAACUCUGUUUAGUGAAACUGUCGAUCUCUGAAUGUAUGCAGUUUACUGUUAUGUUUCGACACUUUCAUUUUCGGCAAAAGACAACUACCAGUUCAGUGAUAGGAUUAUUUUGUUAGCUAAUAACCUCGAGUGUUGGAUCAUACCCUAGCUCGUCAGAUGACAGUAAGCAGUACUUGAGCAGCACAAGGGAUAUACAUCAAGUUCAUCUCUUCUCUCUCACACUUGCCAAACUUUUGUCCUCGAGUUCGUCAGUUCUGCUAGAAAAAAAACCUAGUUCGCGGGCCCAAAGAGAAUCAAGCUGCAAUAGGCCCACAAAGGAUACAUGAGGCCCAGAAACAAGCGAUGUUUCUUUUUUUUGUUUAGGAACGAUUGCUUUGUUGUUUUUUGUUUCUGAUUGAUUUUUUCAUUAAUUUGAUUGCCCAAUCUCUUCUAUUUCAUUGAGGAAUUUUUUUGGCUUUCCUUUAUGGGUCCCUUCAUUUUUUUGAUUUGAUUUCUCUUCACCGUAUGUGCUUUUGUUUUGCAUGCUCACAACUUGGCUUAGUUUGGCGGUGAAGUAAUUUUAGAAUCAAAGUAUUUGCAAACCGCAGUAUUAUUAUGACUAGCGAACCAAUACUUCAGUAUUGGAAAAAGAGGUCCAACCCUAUUUUUUAUAUACUUCAAAAAUAGUGUAGUUUUCUACAUAUUAAAGUAUAUAAAACUACACUUUUGACUAAAGCCAAACAUCUCAAAGUAUUUGAUACUUCAAUAUUUCUGGAAACCAAAGUAUUCUUGGAAUACCUAAAAAAUACAGAGCUCCCAAACCAAAGCCGUGUACAAUAUGUGCUUAUUUUUAGAAGGCAUCUAUAAAGACAUCAUUUUUAGUUAGUUUGGUUAAUUUUUCCUAGAUCAAUUAGCCGUGUCUAAACUUGGGAUAAACACAAUACAAACAUAAAAAAGCAUUAAUAUAACACACAUAACUUAACUUAGAUAGGGUUGCUAGGGCAACACAAGUUCUUACAUAUAACACGACACCGAUAGAUAAUUAACCUUACAUAGAUAGGGUAGCUAGCUCGGGCAAC
This is a messenger RNA of Aegilops tauschii subsp. strangulata, 2379 nucleotides long. The record is from RefSeq and is a predicted model, not a curated record. NCBI's taxonomy places the organism in Eukaryota, Viridiplantae, Streptophyta, Magnoliopsida, Poales, Poaceae.